Artibeus jamaicensis (Jamaican fruit-eating bat) is the source of this 6011-nucleotide messenger RNA. RefSeq names its product VPS53 subunit of GARP complex (gene VPS53). The coding region runs from base 531 to 3029 and encodes 832 amino acids. Gene Ontology annotation, cellular component: GARP complex. The record is from RefSeq and is a predicted model, not a curated record. Lineage: Eukaryota; Metazoa; Chordata; Mammalia; Chiroptera; Phyllostomidae. Gene Ontology annotation, biological process: retrograde transport, endosome to Golgi. The transcript has 22 exons.
CAACAUCGCCACUUACCAGCUGGGAUCAUUUCUUCCCCAAUGGCAGGGAGACACCUACUGCCACUCACCAAGGGGGCCCUGGGAGCUGAAGGAUCGCCGGCUUCGCGGCCGGGCCCGUAAGGGUUGCUGUCAGUCUGUCGCAACGGUGCUGGGGCUCCCUCUCACUGGGGAGUCCUGCAGGGACCGCCAGGCCCUCCCCAGUGUCGUGGCCCUUCGGCGAGGUGAUGAGGCCCCCCCUCCCAUCUUAAGGAGAGCUGAGGGGUCAGGUAGAGGACGCCGACUACAGGGCUGUCCCGGAAGACUCCAGGGACCUGACAUAAUAGCCUCCGGGCAGGCAGAGGUCAGUCCUCCGCUAUCCCAGAGUGCCCCGGAUCCCGGAAGUGCCUAGCUUCCGGAAGCUCCCGGCAAGCUGACAGAGCUCAGGUUUGCUUGAGCACUGCAGCCGGAGAGUUGCUCUUCUGCGGCUUGGGUGACUUCAGGAGGCCCGACUCCGGGUUGGGGUGUGCAUCCGGAGGGAGCUGCGCGGCGGGAUGAUGGAGGAGGAGGAACUGGAGUUCGUGGAGGAGCUGGAAGCCGUGCUGCAGCUCACGCCCGACGUGCAGCUCGCCAUAGAGCAGGUGUUUCCGAGCCAAGAUCCUCUGGAUCGAGCAGAUUUCAAUGCUGUGGAGUAUAUCAAUACCCUGUUCCCCACAGAGCAAUCUCUGGCGAACAUAGACGAAGUUGUGAACAAGAUAAGACUGAAAAUUAGGAGACUGGAUGACAAUAUUCGAACUGUCGUAAGAGGUCAAACAAAUGUGGGGCAAGAUGGCAGGCAAGCACUUGAGGAGGCCCAAAAAGCAAUUCAGCAACUCUUCGGCAAAAUCAAAGAUAUCAAAGACAAGGCAGAAAAAUCAGAACAAAUGGUUAAAGAAAUCACCCGGGAUAUUAAGCAGUUAGAUCACGCCAAGCGCCACCUGACCACCUCAAUCACAACGCUGAACCACCUGCACAUGCUGGCGGGCGGCGUCGAUUCCCUGGAAGCCAUGACCAGGAGAAGACAGUAUGGAGAAGUUGCUAAUCUUCUUCAGGGAGUAAUGAAUGUCCUGGAGCACUUCCACAAGUACAUGGGAAUUCCACAGAUCCGGCAGCUUUCUGAAAGAGUGAAGGCUGCCCAGACUGAGUUAGGACAGCAAAUCCUGGCCGAUUUUGAAGAAGCAUUUCCUUCCCAGGGUACCAAGAGGCCAGGAGGACCCAGCAAUGUCCUACGAGACGCAUGUCUGGUUGCUAAUAUUUUGGACCCCAGAAUCAAACAGGAAAUCAUCAAGAAGUUUAUUAAACAGCAUCUGUCAGAGUAUCUAGUACUUUUUCAAGAAAACCAAGAUGUGGCCUGGCUGGACAAAAUCGACAGACGCUAUGCCUGGAUAAAGCGCCAGCUUGUGGACUACGAGGAGAAGUACGGCCGAAUGUUUCCUCGUGAGUGGUACAUGACUGAGAGGAUUGCAGUAGAAUUUUGCCACAUCACAAGGACAGAACUUGCCAAGAUUAUGCGUACCAGAGCUAAGGAAAUUGAAGUGAAAUUGCUUCUUUUUGCUAUUCAGAGAACAACUAACUUUGAGGGAUUUCUUGCAAAACGCUUCUCUGGCUGCACCCUGGCAGAUGGAAGCCUGAAAAAACUUGAGUCUCCACCCCCAUCCAGCAAUCCCUUCCUGGAAGAUGAGCCAACACCAGAGAUGGAAGAACUGGCCAUGGAGAAAGGAGAUUUAGAUCAACCAAAGAAGCCGAAAGCCCCAGACAAUCCAUUUCACAGCAUUGUUUCCAAGUGUUUCGAGCCUCAUCUCUAUGUGUAUAUCGAGUCCCAGGACAAAAACCUUGGAGAGCUGAUAGAUCGGUUUGUGACCGAUUUCAAAGCUCAGGGCCCCCCUAAGCCCAACACCGAUGAAGGGGGUGCGGUGCUGCCCAGCUGUGCCGACCUCUUUGUCUACUACAAGAAGUGCAUGGUGCAGUGCUCUCAGCUCAGCACCGGGGAGCCGAUGAUCGCCCUGACCACCAUCUUCCAGAAGUACCUCCGAGAAUACGCCUGGAAAAUCCUCUCUGGCAACCUGCCCAAAACCACAAGCAGCAGUGGAGGGCUGACCAUCAGUAGCCUCCUCAAGGAAAAGGAGGGCUCAGAAGUAGCCAAGUUCACUUUAGAGGAACUCUGCCUCAUCUGCAGCAUCCUGAGCACAGCAGAGUACUGUCUGGCCACUACCCAGCAGCUAGAAGAAAAACUCAAAGAAAAAGUUGACGUAAGUCUGACCGAACGGAUCAAUCUGACUGGAGAAAUGGACACGUUCAGCACUGUCAUCUCUAGCAGCAUCCAGUUGUUGGUUCAGGACCUGGAUGCUGCCUGCGACCCUGCGCUGACUGCCAUGAGCAAGAUGCAGUGGCAGAAUGUGGAGCAUGUUGGUGACCAGAGCCCCUAUGUCACCUCGGUCAUUCUUCACAUUAAGCAGAACGUCCCCAUCAUCCGUGACAACCUGGCUUCAACACGCAAAUACUUCACUCAGUUCUGCAUUAAAUUUGCAAACUCCUUCAUUCCCAAGUUCAUCACGCACCUCUUCAAGUGCAAGCCAAUUAGCAUGGUGGGAGCAGAACAGCUGCUGCUGGACACCCAUUCCCUGAAGAUGGUCCUGCUCGAUCUGCCUUCCAUUGGCUCCCAGGUGGUAAGGAAAGCACCUGCCAGUUACACGAAGAUCGUCGUGAAAGGCAUGACCCGGGCGGAGAUGAUCCUCAAGGUGGUGAUGGCCCCUCACGAACCCUCCGUGGUAUUUGUUGACAACUACAUCAAACUCCUUUCGGACUGCAACACAGAAACUUUCCAAAAGAUACUGGACAUGAAGGGGCUGAAGAGGAGCGAGCAGAGCGGCAUGCUGGAACUCUUCCGCCAGAGGCUCCCCACCCCGCCCUCGGGGCCCGAAGGGCCCGGCUCACUGUCCCUCUUGGCUCCCACACCGGAACAGGAAUCGUCCCGCAUCCGCAAACUGGAGAAGCUAAUUAAGAAGAGACUGUAGGAGCACUGGCCAGCAGCCCCCAGCACCCAGCCUCCUGGAAGCCCCCACCUCUCCUGCGCCCACCCUGACUCUCAGAUUAUGGACCUUGAAACUUCCCCGGACAUCGGAUUGUCAGUGUGCCUCCCCCACGCCCCGACUUAAUCCCUGCCCUAAGGGGAGAAGCCAAGUUAAGGUCCCCGGUACAAAAAGGCAGUUUCACUGGCCUCUCAUUCCCGCAGCAGAGGCAGCACUGGGUGAGACACUGUCACACUGGGCCGCUCUCAGCUGGUCAGUUGUCACUCUGCCGCCUCCCUCCCUCUGCUGUCGCGCCCCCUGGCGUGUGGCCCUCUUCCCUACCAUGCACCUCUCCGGGCAGCGUGGGUGACCAGGCCUGUUUGGUCCUCCGUCUGCCACUGUUGGAGGCUGGCUCUCGGGGCCGCAGUUACCGGGGCUGCAGGUCACAGGCGUAGGUACCAGUCUUCCUUUAUGAGGGAAAUGGAGGCAGGAACUCUGCCGAGUGAUCCCAGUUUGGGUACCUGUUUUGUUUCUGGUCCUUUUCGACUUGGCCGAGUGAUCCCUGUCUUCUGACUUCUCAUGAGUCUCCAAUUCGCCCUGUCUGUACAUCCAAGGGAAGAUUUUCUCUGCCUCCCACGCAGGACUGGACACGCGAGGCCUCGGAAGCAGGUGCCGUCUGUGCCGUGGGCUCCUGGCCAGGGUGCGGGGCAGCCCCCGUCUGCCUGGGAGAGAGGGUUCUCAGCUUGGCACACUCACUGCGUGACAUAAGGUUAUUCCCUCCCGUUCUGCCCCUGACUUCUGGGUGCGGGGGUGCCUUCUGUGUAGGGAAACCAGGAAGUUUUCCUAGAAAAGAGUUCCUAGGCUUUCUCCUCAGACAAAGCUCUGGGGCAGCCCAGGAAGCCUCUGCCCUCUAGUGCCCUCCUAGCCGUCCAUGUUCGAAUCCAAAGUGCUUGGCAGAAUUAUCUGAAAACAACAAAGGAGGUGCGAUACCGGAACGACAUUACUUUAUCACUAAUGAAAUAGAAGCUAGCCCGUGGGUCCUCGGGAACAGAACGCCGACCGUACAAACUCAGAGUGGGCACAGUCCAGAAGGCCCCCCGGCCCACCCGGCCGGCCCCCGCGGCUCCGGGCCAGCACAGCCGUGCGGGAAACACUGGCCUCGGAGCUGUGUCUGUCCUCGAGACCAUCCCGCAUCAGGGGAACAGGCUACAGAGUUGCCCUGGCUCGCCGGUCCCCUGGAGACCAAGCCUCUGGCAGCUGCCCCUGGACUCGGGGUGACUGGCAGCCUCAGUCAGCAUUUGCUCAGGAAUUGUGAACAGUGUGUUGGCCAGGCGGGGCGAGGGCUGAGGAGGAGGGUGGAGUUUUUUACAGAGAGUGCCUCAGGGUAACAUUCAGCACGGAGGAAGUUCCCGAAACAUUCACAAAAGUUGUGACGGUGAUACAGUAGGAAACUUCAAGGUUUGGAAAUCUGACCAGAAACUGACCGUUUCCCCCCUUGUCGUCCGCUGUAACGGCUCCUCAGCGUCCCCAGCUCUCCUCAGCCUGUCACCCAGACUCGGCCCACUGCCCCGGCCGUCCUCCGGGCCUCCUUUCUUCAUCUGCCUCCAGCCUGUUGCUGGUCCACCUGACUCGUGCGUUGAGCAUCUCGGGCUUGAGAACACUGAGAAGAAAAUAAGUGGUGGAAGAAAGAGGUGUAGCCUCUAGCUGAGCUCAAUUAGGAAAAGACGGCUGAGGGGGAAAAGUGCAGGCAGGGUGGGGAGGGGGGCGGAGAGCCCCGGCAGCUCAGUGGGCAGGCUUCGCUGUGCCCACGCGGCCCAGGUGCAGUUACAGACCUGGAGCCAGCUCUUCCCACUGGUGCGGGAAGGGGCAGCGGGCCUGCCUCCGGAGGGCACAGCCACCUCAGCAUCGGUCUCGGUCCUGGUCCCGUCCCGAGGAGGCCGCCGCACCUGGUUCUCGCCACUCGGUGUCUGCAGACCCCCAAUCCUUUUCUGGUUGGUUCGUAGGGAGCCAUUUUCUGGAUGUCUCCAUAAUGGCAUUGAGAUGUCAGCCCUGUUUUCUGCAGGUUGGUGGUCACCGCCAGGGAAGUUGCGCUCUCGAUUUGUUGCAGCAUCAGUGACGUCUGAGGACUCGGCGCACGUCAGCAGGAGUUGUGUGUUAAACAUCCCAGUGAGGGAGUCUGAGUGCCCCUGUGCAGGAGCUGAGGGCCUGCAUCGGGACCACCGGCGCCGGGCAAACACAAGUGUGGGGAGUCUGCAUUUCUGGAGGGUUCCUUUGGUGAUUUGACUCCUUGUUAAGAACCAUUGUGAUAGAAAUUUGCCUUAUUGAACGGUUCCUACAGCACAUUUCCGUAAAUGUGUAUUUUUUCCAGCACUCUAAGCAAGCGAAACUACUGUGCAGUUGAACUGCACCCCAACACGGUAAAGAUUCUUUGCUGAUAGACAGCAGCAUUCACUUUAAACUUGUGUCGAUAGUAAGGAUGAAGCCAGAAAAUGGGCUGUCCUCCUACUCAUUGGGAUUCUUCCUGUUUUGAUGAGCCAACCCCCAAAAGAAGUUUUAUUUAUUACUGUCAUUUUGAAAUAACAUAUGUAAAGGAGCAGACAUUGAUAAAAACGGUAGCGAACCACUCUGUUAUUAAGCUAAACUUAGAUAUUGUUCAUUCCUCAGAGUGUCUGUAGCCCUUAACGAAAAGUUUGAAGUCACUUUAUAUGAUAAAAAUAAAUACUGGUAAUUUACAAUUGACAACAAGUUCACUGCUGUUUUUAUUAUGAACAGACUUCCUGAGAGCUGGCCGAGGGAUGCCCAGGCUGGAGAGAGUUCUGUUUGGAUCGUCACAGGGAACCACAAAGAAAAAGAACAGGGUGUUUUAGCCUCCUGAUUCAGUUCUGGCAUUGAGGCUAAUUGCCACCACUCCUCCCUCUCUUGAAGAACAAAGAACCUAGAAAUAGGAGCCUCGGUGACUCCUCAACGCAAACCAGGCCCACCAGGACU